UUAACUGUCUACAUUAUUUAAAUUCUUUUUAUAUUUAAAAUAAAUUAAAUUUUUGCUAACAGCACGUUGGCCCAAACUCCCCAAAUUUUUAAAAACAUAGAUAUAAAUUAUGACGUCGAAAAUUUCUCGCGACACGCUUUAUGCGGCAGUAAAAAAUAUUAUACGGAUCUCACAGGCUAAGGAAACCGAAUGCCCUGAAUCCAUGGAGCUGCAGAUUGGACUUAAGGACUAUGAUCCCGAAAAAUGCAAGCGCUUUUAUGGAAGUGCUUUAUUACAUCACCUUGCAGUUCCGCAAUUAAAGGUAUGCGUGUUAGGAGAUCAAAAGCAUUGUUACCAGGCCAAGAGUAUUGGAGUUGAUAGCUUGGAUGUGGAAGCUCUCAAGAAACUUAACAAGGAUCAGAAGUUGGUCAAGAAAGUGGCCAAAUCUUACGAUGCCUUCUUGGUCUCCGAGUCGAUAAUAAAACAAAUUACAAGUCUGCUGGGUCCUGGUCUUACUAACGCCGGCAAGUUUCCUACUCCUCUGACCCACAUGGAAUCAAUGUCUUCCAAAAUCAAAAUACUAACCACCAAGAAAUUACUGAUAAAAAAGAUGGCUUGCAUCUCCGUUAAUGUUGGACAUGUGGGCAUGCCUGCAGAGGAACUGACCCAAAACAUAAGCAUGUCGGUCAAUUUUCUCGUAUCUCUGCUGAAGGACAACUGGCAGAAUGUGCGUUCACUUCAUAUAAAAUCAUCCAUGGGUGUUUCACAUCGACUGUAUUAGAUGGCGGUAUACCUAAACAGUAGAUAUGUGUAAACUAAUCAGUGUUAAAUAAAAGGACGAACUAUUGCAAAUCUA
Messenger RNA from Drosophila elegans, 835 nucleotides. RefSeq names its product 60S ribosomal protein L10a-2 (gene RpL10Aa). The transcript has a single exon. Gene Ontology annotation, cellular component: large ribosomal subunit. The record is from RefSeq and is a predicted model, not a curated record. Bases 110 to 760 code for a protein of 216 amino acids. Gene Ontology annotation, biological process: translation. Lineage: Eukaryota; Metazoa; Arthropoda; Insecta; Diptera; Drosophilidae. Gene Ontology annotation, molecular function: structural constituent of ribosome; RNA binding.